CGUGGCACUGCCAUUGUGGUGCAUCUUUAACCAUUAACGAUGAGGCUCUCCAUUUUUUCAAAACGAAACACAAAAGCCAAAUCCUUCACUCAUCAUGUGGCCAGAAAUGGGCUAACAAUGUCGUGAACCCAAUCCAAACCGACGGUGAGAUCGACUCCUCCACCAAUCAGCAACCGUUGGAUGGUAGGAAAAGAGAAUUGGGUCAGAGCACUAUAAGAAGGGCUGCUCUGUUUUGGGGGAGAGGCAGAGAAGAAGAAGAAGGGAAAAAAAGCAAGCAGCUUUACUGAGUAGUGAAACCCAGAAGGCAGAGCAAAGCCGAAUUGUAGAAAUGGCGUCCAUGAUUUCGUCCUCCGCCGUGGCCACCGUGAGCCGCACCGGCGCUCAGGCCAGCAUGGUCGCCCCUUUCACCGGACUCAAGUCCGCCGCCGCCUUCCCCGCCACCAGGAAGUCCGUCAACGACAUUACUUCCAUCACAAGCAACGGUGGCAGAGUCCAGUGCAUGAAGGUGUGGCCACCACUGGGUUUGAAGAAGUACGAGACCCUCUCCUACCUUCCCCCAUUGACGGAGGAGCAGUUGGGCAAGGAGGUCGACUACCUCCUCCGCUCCGGAUGGGUUCCUUGCCUCGAGUUCGAGUUGGAGCAUGGUUUCGUGUACCGUGAGAACAACAGGUCGCCAGGGUACUACGACGGAAGGUACUGGGUGAUGUGGAAGCUGCCCAUGUUCGGAUGCACCGACUCGUCGCAGGUGCUGAAGGAGCUCCAGGAGUGCGUCAAGGAGUACCCCCAGGCCUUCGUCCGCAUCAUCGGAUUCGACAACAAGCGUCAGGUGCAGUGCAUCUCCUUCAUCGCCUACAAGCCCGAAGGAUACAACUAA
Molecule: messenger RNA, 874 nt
Organism: Linum tenue
Lineage: Eukaryota; Viridiplantae; Streptophyta; Magnoliopsida; Malpighiales; Linaceae
Source: the annotation of a GenBank genome assembly